Lutzomyia longipalpis is the source of this 1695-nucleotide messenger RNA. It is a transcript of the gene dpn, whose product is annotated as protein deadpan. The record is from RefSeq and is a predicted model, not a curated record. The transcript has 3 exons. Gene Ontology annotation, molecular function: RNA polymerase II cis-regulatory region sequence-specific DNA binding; protein dimerization activity; DNA-binding transcription factor activity, RNA polymerase II-specific. NCBI's taxonomy places the organism in Eukaryota, Metazoa, Arthropoda, Insecta, Diptera, Psychodidae. Gene Ontology annotation, biological process: regulation of neurogenesis; anterior/posterior pattern specification; regulation of transcription by RNA polymerase II. Gene Ontology annotation, cellular component: nucleus. Bases 201 to 1424 code for a protein of 407 amino acids.
UUAUUUCGAGUCGUCAUCCAGCGCAGAAGCAUUGCGUGGGAAAAGAAUUUUUUGGUUGAUUUCUUCUUUUAAGAAGUAAAUGGAUUUUGAGGAUCAUUCCGCGGAAUUCCGCUGAAGUUUUUUUUUUCAAAGAAUAUUUGUUGAUCUUUUAAAUUAAAGUGAAGUGAAAGGCAAAAGAGGAUAAAUAAACGCAAAAUAAAAUGAUGCCAAUACAGGAUGAUUUGGAUAAAUGCAAUAACAAUGGUGGCAAUAGUGUUGGGAGUGGACAUAGUGGGAGUUUCAGUGGCAAUGUGCAAACGGAUGGGGGUCACAGUCAGGGAGGAUCACUCGGCACCCCUACACCCACCAUGACGAAGGCAGAAUUGAGAAAAAGCAACAAACCGAUCAUGGAGAAGAAGAGACGUGCGAGGAUCAAUCAUUGCCUCAAUGAGCUGAAGACGCUGAUUUUGGAGGCGAUGAAGAAAGACCCUGCACGUCAUACGAAGUUAGAGAAGGCAGACAUCUUGGAGAUGACGGUUAAGCAUCUGCAAACAAUCCAGCGUCAACAAUUCACAAUGGCCGUUAAUACGGAUCCAACGGUUAUUCACAAAUUCAAAUCUGGGUUCUCAGAUUGCGCCGAAGAGGUCACGCGGUACGUGAACCAGAUGGAUGGUUUGGAUUCAGGCGUCAAGCAGCGUCUAGCUAAUCACCUCAACAACUGCGUCAGUAACAUCCAACAAGUGGCACCACCAAUGAACUUUCCCGCGGGAUCUGUUGGCCUAUCUUCCUUCCCAGGGCUUCCACUGCACAACACAGCCGGUCCGGCCAGUUCAUCCGUACUCUCCCUGCCGCAGGAUGUCAACAACAACGGACGCAUUCAGAUGGGUGGGGUGCAGUUGAUCCCAUCGCGUCUCCCAACGGGUGAAUUGGCACUCGUGAUGCCAAACAGUAGCAAUCUAUCCUUCUUCCCCAAUGCCAGUCCCUUUACAUCACCACCCCCGCCAGCUCCGACAAAUCUGGACCUCGGUGGGUCUGCCUAUGCACGCAGUAGUGCCUUCAGUAGCGUCAGACCCCUUCCAAUGCGCUCCAGUCCACCAAUAAGUCCAGUUUCGUCAAUUUCAAGCUGUGGCGAAGAAUCCCAACAUUCCUCCGACUACCACAACUCAUCAGCUUCCCCUCCGGCUGCCAGUUGCUCAGGAACAGGUAUCCUGCCGCAUCUGCAGCAACCACAAGUCUCCUCAACGACGGAAACAUCAAAGGCGCGACUCGACGGUCGUCCCGAUGUUCACUACGUCAACAAGAAGCGACCGUACCCCUUUGAAGCCUCCGACGUGAAGUACGAUGUAAGUCCGAAAGCCAUAAAGUUGGAAGCAAAACGCGAACAAAGUCCUGUUGAUCACAAUCAAAAUGGCAACACCUCAGCCGACAUGUGGCGGCCAUGGUGAUUCAGGAGUCAGCUUUAUACAUUAAACACUGUGAUUGCCCUUAAUGUCUUAUAGAUUUAAAAAAAAAAGAAUUAAAUCCCAAUCGUAUGAUUCCAGUGUAAGAGAUUUUUUUACAUUAAAUAAAAGAGUUUGUUGCGCAUUGUGUGUUAACUUUGUAAGAAAUAUAUUGAUCUCGUUUGUAGUGUCUUAAGGGCGUAAAAGGAUUUUUUUUAGCUUCUAAGAUGAGUGUUAAACUUUAAUAAAACUUUUGCAAUUGAAUGGAAGGAGAAAA